Molecule: messenger RNA, 4176 nt
Organism: Ostrea edulis (European flat oyster)
Lineage: Eukaryota; Metazoa; Mollusca; Bivalvia; Ostreida; Ostreidae
Product: SCO-spondin-like
Exons: 26
Coding region: 123-4076 (1317 amino acids)
Source: RefSeq, a predicted model, not a curated record
GGGGAUUAUAUUUGUUAUACCGAGACUGAUAAUAAAAUAUCUGCCUGGUUUGAAGCUUAUCAUUCAGAAUGUAGCAAGUGAAUGCCUAAUACCGAAACAUGAGUUAUUAGAUUAAAUGUCUUAUGUUUGGUAGUUUAUUUCUUCACCGUAUGCAGAUUAUUCUUGCAUUCGUUGUGGCUGUUGAAAUAUUUAGCUGCAUCAACGCCAGGACAAUUUCCAAAAGCGAAGUGAGAGGAAGAAGCAGAAAUAAGCAUAUCUAUGGUGGACUAGGAGCAAAAUGGCGAUCGUAUUUAAAAGCGAGAUGUAUUAAAGGUAACAAAAGCUGGAGUUCGUGGUCACCCUUUGGAUUGUGCAGUGUGACUUGUGGCGGGGGAAAACAAAAAAGAACUAGAAUUUGUUGCAAUCCGGUACCUGCAGAUGCCGUAAAAAGCUGUCCUGGAUCUAAUAUUUCAUCACAAAGCUGCAACACCAAUAAAUGUCCAGCUAAAGCAAACUGGGCUUCGUGGUCCAGCUAUGGGGAUUGUAGUGUGACCUGUGGCGGAGGGGAACAAGAAAGAUCUCGAUCCUGCAUCAACCCCGCCCCAAAAGAUGGUGGAGAUAAAUGUCCUGGUUCCUCCGUUUCAUCACAGAGCUGUAAUACUAACGGGUGUCCAGUUGAUGGAGGCUGGAGUGAAUGGACAUCAUUCGACGCCUGUACUGUGACCUGUGGCGGGGGAGAACAAACAAGAUAUAGAUGUUGUUCCAAUCCUCCUCCUGAGUAUGGGGGAAAACCGUGUACUGGACCCUCCACAUCAGUACAAAUCUGCAACACCCGCGUGUGUCCAACUGACGGAAACUGGGCUUCGUGGUCCAGCUAUGGGGAUUGUAGUAUGACCUGUGGCGGAGGGAAACGAGAACGAUCUCGGUCCUGUACCAACCCCGCCCCAAAAGAUGGUGGGGAAGACUGUCCUGGUUCCUCCGUUUCAUCACAGAGCUGUAACACUAAGGGGUGUCCAGUUGAUGGAGGCUGGAGUGUAUGGUCACCUUUCGAUACCUGCACUGUGACGUGUGGUGGGGGAGAACAAACAAGAUAUAGAAGCUGCGCCAACCCUCCACCUCACUAUGGCGGAAAGUCGUGUACUGGAGACUCUGUCUCAGUACAAAGCUGUAACACUCGGAAAUGUCCAACUGACGGAAAUUGGACUCCGUGGUCUAACUAUGGGGUUUGCAGUUUAUCUUGCGGUGGGGGGAGGCAAGACAGAACUCGAUCCUGCACCAACCCUGCCCCAAAAGAUGGUGGAGAUAAAUGCCUUGGUUCCUAUGUUUCAUCACAAAGCUGUAAUACUAACAAGUGUCCCGUUGACGGGGUGUGGAGUGCAUGGUCGGGGUAUGGUAAAUGUAGCGUGAGUUGUGGCGGGGGACAACAACAAAGAACUAGAACCUGUUCCAAUCCUACUCCUGAAUAUAAUGGAAAACCAUGUGCUGGAGACUCCGCCUCAGUGAAAAGUUGUAACACAAAAACAUGUCCAACUCACGGAAACUGGGCUUCGUGGUCUAGCUAUGGGAAAUGUAGUGUGACCUGUGGCGGAGGGAAACGAGAAAGAUCUCGGUCCUGUACCAACCCCGCCCCAAAAGAUAGUGGAGAUAAAUGCCCUGGUUCCUCCGUUUCAUCACAGAGCUGUAACCCUAAGGGGUGUCCAGUCGAUGGCGGCUGGAGUACAUGGUCGUCGUAUAGUAGCUGUAGUGUGAAUUGUGGCGGCGGAAAAAAAAUACGAACUAGAAGCUGUUCCAGUCCUCUUCCUCAAUAUGGCGGGAAAUUAUGUGCUGGAGAUUCCGCCGUAAUGCAAAGCUGUAAUGCUCAGACAUGUCCAACUGACGGAAACUGGGCUUCGUGGUCUGCCUUUGGGGCUUGCAGUGUAACUUGUGGCGGAGGGGAACAAGAAAGGACUCGAUCCUGUACCAACCCCGCCCCAAAAGAUCGUGGAAAGAAAUGUACUGGUUCCUCCGUUUCAUCACGAAGCUGUAACAUUAACGGGUGUCCAGUUGACGGGGGUUGGAGUGCAUGGUCGUGGUAUGAUAUUUGUAGCGUGAGUUGUGGCGGGGGACAACAACAAAGAACUAGAACCUGUUCCAAUCCUACUCCUGAAUAUAAUGGAAAACCAUGUGUUGGAGACUCCGCCUCAGUGAAAAGUUGUAACACAAAAAUAUGUCCAACUGACGGAAACUGGACUCCGUGGUCCAGCUAUGGGGAUUGUAGCGUGACCUGUGGAGGAGGGGAACAAGAAAGAUCUCGAUCCUGUACCAACCCUGCCCCAAAAGAUGGUGGAGAUAAAUGUCGUGGUCCCUCCUUUUCAUCACAAAGCUGUAAUACUAACGGGUGUCCAGCUGAUGGAAACUGGGCUUCGUGGUCUACUUAUGGAGUUUGCAGUAUGACCUGUGGUGGAGGGGAACAACAAAGAACUCGAUCUUGCACCAACCCCGCCCCCAAAGAUGGUGGAGAUAAAUGUCCUGGUUCGUCGGUUUCAUCACGAAGCUGUAACACUAACGGGUGUCCAGUUGACGGGGACUGGAGUGCAUGGUCGGGGUAUGGCACAUGUAGUGUGAGUUGUGGCGUGGGACAAAAGCAAAGAACUAGAACCUGUUCCAAUCCUACUCCUCAAUACAAUGGUAAACCAUGUGUUGGAAACUCCGCCUCAGUGAAAAGCUGUAACAUACAAACAUGUCCAACUGAUGGAAACUGGACUCCGUGGUCCGGCUAUGGGGUUUGUAGCGUGACCUGUGGAGGAGGGAAACAAGAAAGAUCUCGAUCCUGCACCAAUCCCGCCCCAAAAGAUGGUGGAGAUAAAUGCCCUGGUUCCUCCGUUUCAUCACGAAGCUGUAACACUAACAGGUGUCCAGUAAACGGAGGCUGGAGUGAAUGGCUAUCGUUUGACGACUGUACUGCGACUUGUGGCGGAGGGCAACAAAAAAUAUAUAGAAGCUGUUCCAAUCCUUCUCCUGAGUAUGGUGGAAAAUCAUGUACUGGAGACUCCACCUCCGUGCUAAGUUGUAACACUCGGAAAUGUCCAACUGAUGGAAACUGGGGUUCGUGGUCCAGUUAUGGGGAUUGUAGUGUGACCUGUGGCGGAGGUAAACGAGAAAGAUCUCGGUCCUGUACCAAUCCCGCUCCAAAAGAUGGUGGAGAAGACUGUCCUGGCUCGUCGGUUUCAUCCCAAACCUGUAAUACUAAUGGGUGUCCAGUCGAUGGGGGAUGGAGUGCAUGGUCGGAGUAUGAUAGCUGUACUGUGACCUGUGGCGGGGGACAACAAACAAGAUAUAGAAGCUGUUCCAACCCUCCUGCAUAUGGAGGAAAUCUAUGUAUAGGGCCCUCCACCUCAGUCAAAAGCUGUAAAACCCACAAAUGUCCAACUGAUGGAAACUGGGCUUCGUGGUCUAGCUAUGGACCUUGCAGUGUGACCUGUGGCGGAGGGAAACAAGAAAGAUCUCGAUCCUGCUCCAACCCCGCCCCAAAAGAUGGUGGAGAUAAAUGUCCUGGUUCCUCCGUUUCAUCACGAAGCUGUAAUACUAACGGGUGUCCAGUUGAUGGAGGCUGGAGUGUAUGGUCACCUUUCGAUACCUGCACUGUGACGUGUGGUGGGGGAGAACAAACAAGAUAUAGAAGCUGCGCCAACCCUCCACCUCACUAUGGCGGAAAGUCGUGUAGUGGAGACUCCGCCUCAGUACAAAGCUGUAACACUCGGAAAUGUCCAACUGACGGAAACUGGGCUUCGUGGUCCAACUAUGGGCCUUGCAGUUUAACUUGUGGUGGAGGGACACAAGAAAGAUCUCGAUCCUGCACCAACCCCGCCCCAAAAGAUGAUGGCGAAGACUGUCCUGGCUGUUCCGUUUCAUCGCAAAGCUGUAACACUAACGGAUGUCCAGUCGAUGGAGGCUGGAGUGAAUGGUCAUCAUUCGAUGCCUGUACUGUGACCUGUGGUGGGGGAGAACAAACAAGAUAUAGAUGUUGUUCCAAUCCUCCUCCUGAGUAUGGGGGAAAACCAUGUACUGGGCCCUCCACGUCAGUACAAAUCUGCAACACCCGCGUGUGUCCAAAGUGAUCCAAAACGGUCCCAGAGGAACGAAACGCUGUACUAUUUUGAGGAGCAGUGCAUCUGAAUAUGUAAAGAUAUGAAAAUAUUAAAGUGUUUCGGAAACGUU